This is a messenger RNA of Oppiella nova, 1323 nucleotides long. The record is from the annotation of a GenBank genome assembly. Lineage: Eukaryota; Metazoa; Arthropoda; Arachnida; Sarcoptiformes; Oppiidae.
UUCGCUGCGUCUGACGCCCUCUUCUGCGCCAAAUUCGUCCAUCUCUUGCAUUGUCUCCAAACCCCAAACUUUUCGACACUUAUCUGUUAUGAUAGGAUUUUUGGUGACAUCUCUUAUACGAUGUGUUCGUGCACUGAGAAUGAGGCCAACCAUUACGGGCGCUUCCUUUGCUCACUCCUCGAGACUGUCAUGAAUUGGCAUAAAGACAAAGAAGUGUUCAACAAAGAGUGCGCUAAAUAUCCGGGAUUUGUGACCAAAUUCUGUGAGAAGGAUCCGGUUCACGUGGAUUUCGAGAACUAUCGUCACGUUUGCCACAAAUGGCACUACAGACUAACCAAAGCAUUCAUAUUAUGUCUCGAUUCUGGAGAUUACAUACAAAUAAGAAAUUCGCUCAUUAUUCUGACGAAAGUGUUGCCGCAGUUUCCAGUUAUGCUUAGCUUCGCGCAGGCGAUUGAACGCCGCGUCGACAACAUCCGCAACGAGGAGAAGGAGAAACGGCCCGAUCUGUACGCACUCGCCACUGGAUAUUCGGGUCAAUUGAAGGCUCGUAAGUCUAAUUUCAUACCGGAAUCGGAGUUUCAUAUCAAAGAGAAUAAGAAACAAAUGACUGUUCAAAAUAACGCUCAAAAAGUGGAGAUUAAUAACAAUGCGAUUAAAAAGGAAAAAAUCGAAACCAUUGUUAAUAACGUGGAAAAAGAUGUCUCGAAGUCGAAGAAUGGCAUCGACUCUAAGGAGACAAAUGAGAAGAAAAAGGAAAUUAAAAAAGAAAACCCAAAAGAGGCGAAGAAUAGGAAAACGGUUACGAAUGAAGACAAACUGAACAAUAAUGUGGAGAAAAACAAUCGAAAUGAAUCGCGUUCUUCUUCGGUCUCAUCGCUAUCUCCCCGAAGAACUACUGAACACCGAAACAAAGACGAUGUCAACGAAUCAGACAAAGAACACAAGAAGAGGAAAAGUGAUUCAAUUAAAACACACGAAGAGAAUAGCGAUAAGAAACUGAAAGAAGAGGUCAAUAAUAACGGCAUUAGUAGUGUUAACACUAAUACAAGAUCUCACGAGAAAAAGCAGUCAUCGAGUGCCAGGAAAAGACAACAACAGCUCAAAGAGUCGCCCAAUAAUGAGGUCUCUUCUGAAGUGAAUUCAACGCCUAAAAGACGCAAAGAGGACGACGCGAGUAAAAGUAAACGGGAGGACAGGGAGUCCAGAAGUAAAACGACAGAAAAACGAAGUAAUUCUUCGCGACGACACAAACAAGAGGACGACAAAUGAUAGCAUUAUUUUGAAUGAUAUACUUUCAUCACUUAUUUAUUCAUUUUUCCACAU